AUGUCAGAACGAGGCCAAAUAACUUGUCAUGUACUUGACACUUCACUCGGUUUUCCAGGUAAUAAUAUAGAAGUUCUAUUAGAACAUUUUGUACCGAGUGUUCUAGGUGAAGCGGAAAGAUGGACCACUGUCAAUCGGGCGUGUCCAUUAUUAGUUCCUUCUGAUUAUAAAAUUCCAUUAUAUCAUUAUGAUAACGAUGAUAAAGCAAAGGCAAUUUAUCGCAUAACUUUUUAUACCGCUCCUUAUUUUAAUAAAUUAAAUCAAAAAUCUUUUUAUCCUUAUAUAACCGAAACAGAACAACAUUAUCAUAUUCCUCUAUUAAUUAGUCCAUUUUCAUAUACAACUUAUCGUGGAAGUUAA
This is a messenger RNA of Diversispora eburnea, 360 nucleotides long. NCBI's taxonomy places the organism in Eukaryota, Fungi, Glomeromycota, Glomeromycetes, Diversisporales, Diversisporaceae. The record is from the annotation of a GenBank genome assembly.